Messenger RNA from Amaranthus tricolor (Joseph's coat), 1488 nucleotides. Its product is annotated as wall-associated receptor kinase-like 8. The record is from RefSeq and is a predicted model, not a curated record. Gene Ontology annotation, molecular function: polysaccharide binding. The coding region runs from base 160 to 1023 and encodes 287 amino acids. NCBI's taxonomy places the organism in Eukaryota, Viridiplantae, Streptophyta, Magnoliopsida, Caryophyllales, Amaranthaceae. The transcript has 2 exons.
GUCGUUGUCACUGGUCAGUCAAUACUAUAUUCCUAAAAAUAAAACAGCUGGCUACUCAGUACUUCCUAUAAAUCUAGCCAUGGAUUUGCAAUCUUAUUUUCAUCCACCAAACUACACACAUAAACAACACAAUUACGUACACAAUAACAGCAGAAACAAAUGUGUCACAACCAUCUAUUUCUAGUAUUGGCAUUGGCAUGUCUGUCAGUGUCACAAAUCUCAGUAGCUGCCUCACCCAUUGCUUUACCAGGGUGCAAGGAAACUUGCGGAAACAUUAGCAUUCCUUAUCCUUUCGGCAUUGGUCCUAUAUGCUCACAAAACCCUUGGUUUGAAGUCGAAUGUCUCGAAAAUUCAUUCAAGUUAAAAAAACUUGGAAUUUUCGGGUCCAAAAUAACUUUGGACCCGGUCAAUGGGGAACGCACUUUGGUAUCAAUCGUUCCAUGUAGUCGCAUUUGUGGGGGAGACGGAAACCCACAAACUCAAGUGUUUUCAAAUUCCGAUAAUUUAAAAGGAAGUCCAUUUUUAUUCUCUAGAAAACGUAAUGUUUUAUUAGUAAACUCAUGUGGAAGUGACGUAAUUAUACGUGACAAAAACAACAAACCGCUGGGCGGAUGCGCAGCAGUUUGUAACACUAACACGUCUACUAUAGGUGUAGAUUGUUAUGGCAUUAAUUGUUGCCAAACAACAAUCUCAUCUUCGAUUGAUUUUUACUCUUUAGAAGUUAGUAGUAUUGGUAGUAAACGUACUAUUGGUGAUGAAUGUACGAGAGCAGUUUUAGUGGAUGCUAGUUUUAUACGUAACAAGAAAAAAAAUCUAAUGCAUUUUCAAGGUUUGUGUGAUCCAGCUUAUGUUGUGUUGGAAUGGAGUGUCAAAGAUUUGCCAGUUAAGACAGCUAGUUAUGCGGACGCUUCUUGUGUUAGUAAAAGUCCAAGUGCUGAUGAUGCGGGAGGUUAUGUUUGUCGUUGCAAAAAUAAAUCUUUAGGCAAUCCUUAUCUUCCUUAUGGUUGUCGAGGUCUUAAUUAACAUGGGAAAUCAUACUUAUUGGCAGAUGGUCCAAAAGCACGUUUGUCUGAGAGUUCAUCCACACACAAGGACGUGCAAAUCCAUUGAGAAACGCAAAGUGGCACACGCAUGUAAUGGUAGCACGUGAAGGGUCGCACGUGUCUGUACUGAUAGUUCGACAUCCAUAGAUAUACAGAAGGAUGUUCAAACAUAUCCUUUUUUCAAUUUUAGCUUAAAGAAUAAUUAGCUUGGACUAUGUUUCUUAAGCCUGUUUAUUAGUUUAUGAGUUUAAGCAUGUGUAAUUUUAUUCACAUGUAGUGUGUGUUCCUUGCUACAUGCAUUAUGUUAUGAUGUAUUUUGUGUUAUUGAGUUAAACAGCCAUUAUGUGUGAGCACUCUUGAGUGUUCCAUCGUUGCUACAUCAAACAAAACCUUUUAAAAUUGUUUAUAUCAACUAUUCCUCUUAAUAAAUCAAACCUUUGUGGGA